Sphaeroforma arctica JP610 is the source of this 225-nucleotide messenger RNA. RefSeq lists its product as hypothetical. The record is from RefSeq and is a predicted model, not a curated record. Gene Ontology annotation, biological process: phosphatidylinositol dephosphorylation. The annotation marks the transcript as partial. NCBI's taxonomy places the organism in Eukaryota, Ichthyosporea, Ichthyophonida. The transcript has a single exon.
AUGGGUGACUUGAACUACCGCAUAGAUGCGUCGUACGACUCUGUACGUGCGCUGAUUGCGCAACAGAACUAUGCGCAUCUGUUCAUCAUGGACCAACUCAGAGCGCAGCGCACGAGUGAGUUGUCGUUUGUGGACUUUCACGAGGGCGUCAUCCGCUUUGCGCCCACUUUCAAAGUCAUCAAAGGCACCGUCGACUACGACGUCGAGGGACUGCGCGUGCCAUCG